Messenger RNA from Paramecium sonneborni, 2013 nucleotides. The record is from the annotation of a GenBank genome assembly. NCBI's taxonomy places the organism in Eukaryota, Ciliophora, Oligohymenophorea, Peniculida, Parameciidae.
AUGGAUAUUACAGCAGAACUAAAGAGUCUAAAAAAUGGAGAUAUUCUUUUAGCAGAAGGAUUUUCAUUAUUUGAGGCCAUGUCAGCAACAGAAUUAUUUGACCAAAAAAUAGAUGUAAAACUGGGUUUGUGUGAUGCAGAUACUCCAUAAAAAUUACUUGACUAAAAUAAGAUAAAAACAGGAUCAUAACUUAGCAAUGAAGAAGUAAAGCUUAUUGAAAUCAAUAAUUAUAUAGCUUGUAGGACUGUUUGAUUUAGUGAUUCAGAAAAUUACAUGUUGGUUAAAUGGAAAUGCAUUAGCAUAGACCAUUUAUACAUUAGUAUAUUAGUAUGAUGAUUCAUUAUGGGAUAAUCCAUUUGUUAAAGCAUUGUUUGAUACGUUAAAUACUGUUGGAAGCCACAUUUUUAAAAUCAUUAAGGAUGCUCCAUUUCUUAGAGAAGAAGAUUAUAAUCCAUCUGUUUUCAGUUUCAGAAACAAAAGGAUACUCACUAUUUAAGAAUUAUUGACAACUAUUUUAAAUCCAUUAGAUACUGAAUUGAGUGGCAAAAUUAAGAAAUCGAAAUAAUUAACUAUAGCUGAUGCUCUAUCCUCUAGAAUUAAAUUACUUAAAGGUUUUUGCUUAAUUGUAUAAUGUCUUUAAUAAACAUACACUACUGAAUUAUAAAAAUAAAUAACAGAUCAUAUUGAAUUCAUAAGAAAAAGAUUUGAUGCUGUUGUCUAAACUAGGGCUUUAGCAAAAGAUAUGUCCAAUUAUUAAAGUACUACUAUACUCAAACAUCUCAAAUCUAUGAUAAGUAUGAGAAAAAUACCUCAUAUGGAGAAUCCAUAUGAAUAUUUUAAUACUAUGUUAAAUUAAUUAGAAUCUGUUCUUGAUUUAGGUGCAGAACGAAAUUACUUUAGCAUUUAAUAAAAAAUUUGCUCCUUAAUUCAUGAUUAUCCUAAAAAUAUUUUAAUUAGAGCUUAUCUUGAGUAAAAUCUAUUUAAAUAUGAUUCAUUUUUAUAUUUUCACUAAACUCCUUGGAUAAAUAUCAUAAUUGGAACUCUCAAUAAAAUGUAUUCUUAGAAUUUUGAUUAAUUGUAUCAUUAUGUUUUUAAAGAGUAUCAAGAGUGUUUAGUACCUGUUACUUAUGAAUACACUAUAAAAUAAUUGAGAUCAAAGUUUAGAAAAAAUAGAGAUUUUCAUAAAAACUAUUCACAUUUAUCAAUACUUGUUCAUCAUAGUAACUAAAUUGAUUAAAACAUCUUCAAAAAUAAGAACCCUCUGAUGAUCUUCAGUUAUGAAAUUGCUGUUUAAUCUAUGAUUCAAUAAUUAUAAUAUGGCUUUGAUCUAGAACUUUAUUCAGAUGUAGAUUAUGCUAGCAUAUACUUCUAUCUAGAAUAUUUAACCACUAUUUUAGAUAGAAAUAGAACUAACUAUGUAAAUCAAUUGACAAAUUCAUAAAGAGAAUAAUUAUAGAAUCAAAAUAAAAAGAAACCUAAAGUCUCUCCACUGAUUGAUUAGAUGUAUUUUGAAUAACAAUACUGGAAGGGAUUAAAUUGUCUAUUUAGAGUAAGAUGUUAUUAUAAUAACAGGGUUUAUCAAGGUUAUACUAUACCUUAAUGGAGAAUGGAUUCAUCAAAAAAGUCCAAGACAUGAAUUAUAGAUAUUCCAACAGAAUGAAAAUAUUUGAUACUUGCUAUUAUAUCAAAGCUAUUAAAUUUGACGAAUACGCACAAAAGAUGAAUUCUUAUGGUUCAUUUCAAGAUACACUCAAAUUUGUCAGUUCUUCUUUGAGUGAAGCCUAAUAACUUUUUAUUUAAGUCAAAGAAAAUAAAAUGUUGCCUUAAUAAAUGUAAGAUCAAUCAAAAGAUUUGGUUAUGGUAUUUAUCAUCUAUUAUUCAUUUCAUUAGGUUUGUGUUGUGACAUCGGUCAAUGCUAUGAAAUUAAUCCAAAAUUAAAAAUACUCAAUUUCAUUUAAGAAAACAACAGUUUCAUUUGUACCAUAAAUAGAGUUGAUUGCAUUAUAAUAAUGA